UGAAGUUGUCAAUCAAAUUAACUGUAGCCAAUCGGCUUAAAGGGCGUUGUCCUGUCCGUGUUUCUGAUUGGGCUGCAGAGCGCUUACGCUAGGUGACGUCACCACUGGUAGCCAAGCAGCUGCAGCGUGUGAAUAUGGCGAACAUCAGAAGUGUCAAGGGUAUGGUAGGUCUGGUGACAGGAGGGGCCUCUGGUUUGGGCAGAGCCACUGUGGAGCGGCUCAUCAGUCAGGGGGCCAGCGCUGUGAUCCUGGACCUGCCCAGCUCAGAUGGACACAAGGUGGCCGCUGCUCUCGGAGACCGAUGUGCAUUUGCACCUACUGAUGUCACGUCGGAGUCAGAUGUGAGAUCGGCUGUGGAUUUGGCCAGGGAGAAGUAUGGCAAAGUGGACUUGGCUGUGAACUGUGCUGGGAUAGCUGUGGCUGUGAAAACAUACAACUUUAAGAAGGACCUUCCUCACAGUCUGGAGGACUUCACUCGUGUUAUCACUGUGAACAUCGCUGGGACUUUUAAUGUGAUCAGACUGGCUGUAGGGGAGAUGGGAAAGAAUGAGCCUGAUGCAGAUGGACACAGAGGCUGUAUCAUCAACACAGCCAGUGUUGCUGCUUAUGAUGGACAGGUGGGUCAAGCUGCGUACUCUGCAUCUAAAGGUGGGAUUGUGGGUAUGACACUUCCUAUUGCUCGAGACCUUGCACCAAUGGGGAUCCGUGUGGUCACCAUCGCCCCAGGUCUGUUUUCCACCCCACUUCUAGCAGGAUUACCUGAGAAAGUGCGAAGCUUCCUGGCCAGACAGGUGCCCUUCCCGUCACGUCUGGGAGAUCCAGCGGAGUUUGCACACCUCGUGACUGCAAUAGCAGAAAACCCCAUGAUCAACGGCGAGGUGAUUCGCUUGGACGGAGCCAUCCGCAUGCAACCCUGAAAGAAAAAAAGGAAACGAGUGGAGAAACUCCAGUUGAAAUAUCCAAAACUGGUCAAAACAGACCUAAACUUACUAAGCAUUUUCAGCAUAAAGUUAAGGUACUUUGUAUCUGAGUGGAAGUGCUACCACUCCCAUGAGUGGAAAUCUUGUAGAUUUUUCAGCUCUUGAGUCUGUGUUGUAUUUAUAUACUGACUGCAAUUCUGUGUCUCUGAGGUACUAAUGACUGAUGUGUCUCCAUAGGAAAUCCAUUUAUACAAUCAUAAGGUUGUACAGGAUUCAUGAAAAUUGAAUGUCUCUGGUAUCCACGUAUCUUUUUGUGUAAUAUAAAAUAUGUAAAACAUGACAGGAUGAGUUUGAAUGAAUUAACAUUUGCUGAUGUAGAUAUGCUCAUGGAUCACUAAACGCAGCUUCAGGAAAGAUGGUCAAUAUGAAAUGUUUUGGAUUUGCCACUAUACUGACUAUUAUAUCAGUGGUUCUCAACCAGGGUGCUGGGACCCACUAGGGGGCCUCACCAUGACUUAAAAUAAUUCAAAUUAAAAUAUUCAUACAAUUCAAAUGAAAUCUACUGCUAUUAAAUGUUGUCACAAUACACAAAUUAUGACUUCGAUGCAAUACCAGACUAAAUUAUCUGGAUACCACAAGAAAAACAAACUGAAUAAUAAAUGACAGAAUGUGAAA
This is a messenger RNA of Onychostoma macrolepis, 1595 nucleotides long. It is a transcript of the gene hsd17b10, whose product is annotated as hydroxysteroid (17-beta) dehydrogenase 10. Gene Ontology annotation, biological process: fatty acid metabolic process; estrogen metabolic process; androgen metabolic process. NCBI's taxonomy places the organism in Eukaryota, Metazoa, Chordata, Actinopteri, Cypriniformes, Cyprinidae. The coding region runs from base 135 to 917 and encodes 260 amino acids. Gene Ontology annotation, molecular function: estradiol 17-beta-dehydrogenase [NAD(P)+] activity. Gene Ontology annotation, cellular component: mitochondrion. The transcript has 6 exons. The record is from RefSeq and is a predicted model, not a curated record.